Molecule: messenger RNA, 1359 nt
Organism: Entrophospora candida
Lineage: Eukaryota; Fungi; Glomeromycota; Glomeromycetes; Entrophosporales; Entrophosporaceae
Source: the annotation of a GenBank genome assembly
AUGGUAAAUAAUACUCCCUCUGGUCAAAAUAAUAAUAACAAUGACAAUGAUGCUACUACGAGCACGGGUAACAUCAAUGAACUUCUAAAAAGAAUAACAUCAAUAAACCAACAAGACUAUACUGCAAAAGAAAAAACGUUUGAUAAUACUCAUCCUAUUAAUAUUAAUGCCAAUUCUACACAACCAACGCCAUCAUUUUCCUCUCAAACAAUAAAUAAUUCUAUAACUCCACAACAAUUAAAUCAACCCAAUCUUAUACAUUCUCCAAAUAAUAACAACCAAAAUAUUAUGAAUUCUACAAAUACACCUGUUGUUGUUGCCAAUAAUAAUGUUGCUCGUAAUCUUAUAAACCAACAAAAUUAUGUCAGACCAGCUUUAAAUAAUCAAUUAAACUCUCGUUCAAUGAUAAUUCCUACUCCUAAUUUACCAAUUCACGCGCAAAGACAAAGAACGGUUGUUCAACCACCCCAACAGCAAUCAACAAAUAAUAAUAUAAAUAAUGUUUCCAUACCUCAACAAACUCAACCAAGCGUCAAACAAUCAAAUGAAUUUGCUGUUGCUCGUGAUGUAAUUAGAGAACUUGAUGCUAAAACUCGUGAAAAAAGAGUAAUAGCACAUGAAAUUACCAAUCUUAGUGAUAAUGAGAAGGCAAAAAUUCGUGAGAAAUUUGAAUCACUAAAACCAAUGUUCCACAAUGCUGACAAAAUACUUCCUUACUUAUACCACCAUACUAAAUCUCAUACUGGCACACAAAAAUUUAUAAAAUUGAAAUACAUGAUCGAUGACCAAUUAAAAGCAUUACCUGGAAAAUACUUGUUUUCAUUAAAACAAGCAGAUGAUUUGAUGACAGCAUUUAGCAAAUACUUUGAGUUUGUUGAGGACGCCAAAAAAGGUGUCAAAAGAGAAUUAAAUACAAAUAACUUUAUGCCAGCAAGUGUCCAAAGCAUACCUCCUAUAGCCAAUAAAUCCAUGUCACUAACUCUUCCAAACAAGAAACGUGGACUUGAAAAUGAACAAGAAGAUAAAUCUUCUGGUUCACAUGAAAAUUUAAAUAAAAAAAGAAGGUCGGAGAUUCAUAUUACUGAUAGAAAUGAAAUCAAAAACAAUAAUUCUGAAAAUAUCAACAAUAACAAUAAUAGUAUUGACUUUGGGCAUGAUAACCCACCUAAAGAUUACGAUAAGGAACCAUCAUUUGAAGAAAUCUUUGAAACAAUAAGAAAUUUAUGGAGUACAACGAAAGACAUGGAUACUGGAAAAGCAGCUAAGGGAAGCGAAGAAAGUCAUCUUCCUUGUAGUACGCAUGUGGCAAUUAGUCCCGGUCUUGUUUGUAUUGGCAAGGCCUUGUCAAAAUCUGCUUGA